CGGCUACUUUUGCGCCCACAGCACCGCAACCCGCUCUGCGCUCCUGCGUGCCCGCCCCGCGUGCAGCAAGAAUUCCCCGCGAAACAAAGGGUCCUGCGGCCAGCGUGCGCCUGCCUUUGAACCCUGCGCGCCCUCGAAUAGCCGCCAAUUGCGCCCCGCCUGUAGUGCACCCGCACACGCACAGCGCCUGCCCGCCGCCCACCGUCGAAGCAGCACACGCGCCUGUUCCUGCCCGCGCACUCGGCAAGCAUGGCCCAAGGCCCAGUGCAGCUGGCCCCGGGGCUCAUAUCCUUCCUCAAGUCGCUCAAGACCACCCCCGCCGACCCCUCGGUCGAGCAUCUCAUAUCCCUCCUCAAGCGACGCCAGAUCCGCAAUUCGAGGCCAUGCGCCAUUGCCACGACGGCGCUCAUGCUGCGGGUGGUCGGCGAGUUCAAAGGGCGCGACGCCGCGAAGCUCGUGGAGCGCAUACGCCAGGUUGGCCGACGGCUGACGGCAGCUCAGCCGCGGGAGGUGGUUGUGGGGAACAUCGUACGGCGUGUGCUGGGUCUGGUGCGCGAAGUGCUCGACGACAACACAGGCGGCGACAGCCAUACCGGGAGCGAUGCCGGCCACCACACUCCCGUGCACCACGACUCCAUGACCCGGCCGACCCUCUCUUCGAGCAUCUCCACCUUUAGUCCUCUCAGACAUGCAGCCGCAGAGCCCAUGGACGCGAGCAUGGCGUCCGACAUGUCCGACUCCUCGGAGCUCAACCGAAGACCACCGCUUCUCACCUCGCAUACCUCAUACGCUCCCGCUACUUCCGCGCCUCUGGUCAACUCGCUUUUUGGCCUCUUCUCGCAACCGGAUGACUCGAACGCCAGCACGCCAACGGGAGCAGCAUCCCCGGACGGAAAGAGUGCACACAGCCUGAACCUGGAAAGAUUGGCAGACCUCAGCAGGAGUACGAACAUCGACCUCAAAAGCGAAGUCAUGGACGGCAUUCGGGAGCUUCAGGAUGAGUUGGAGCAGUCUGACGAGCAGAUUGCUGGCGUCGCGCUGGAACAUAUCCAUUCGAACGAGAUUAUACUCACGCAUACUGCGUCAACAACCGUGCAAAAGUUCCUUCUUAGUGCCGCGAAGAAGCGCAAGUUUACCGUAGUCCAUGCCGAGACCUACCCGCACGACAACACCGCAACUCACGGUAUCCUGCUCACCGGCCGGAAACGAGAAACGCGGCUGGACGAAGAUGACGAUCCGUGGAAGCCUCUUACUGCUGCUGGCAUACCCGUUUACGUUAUUCCAGACUCCCAUGUCUUCGCCAUCAUGUCCCGUGUCAACAAAGUCAUUUUAGCUACGCACACUGUUUUGGCCAAUGGCGGUCUGGUCGCAGCUGCAGGGGCCCACAUGAUUGCAAAGGCUGCCAAGGAGCAUCAAACGCCUGUGGUGGUCCUAAGCGGCGUCUACAAGCUGAGUCCGGUAUAUCCCUUUGAUAUCGACGAGCUCAUCGAGUAUGGAGAUGCUGGAAGAGUCGUCCCAUACGAGGAUGGCGAGUUCGUAGACAAGGUCGACGUAGAGCACCCGCUGUACGACUACGUCCCAGCGGACCUUGUCGACCUCUACAUCACCAACCUUGGUGGACACGCACCCUCGUACCUUUACCGGAUCGUCGCCGACCAUUACCGUACGGAGGAUAUCACUCUAUGAGCGCACGCUCGUUUGUGGGUCGUCUUCACAACAGACGAUAGGCUUCAAUUCCGGUUUCGUUGUAAGCCUGAGUAGCUGUAGAAAGAUCCUUUGAAAUCAAUGUAUACCCAUUCUGAUGUAGUCCAUGCAUACACCUUCCGCAACAUGGAGCAUGCACUCCUGAGUACCCAAUUUAUUUUCUAGCAUACAUCAGCGUGCAGUAAAGAUGC
Molecule: messenger RNA, 1895 nt
Organism: Paraphaeosphaeria sporulosa
Lineage: Eukaryota; Fungi; Ascomycota; Dothideomycetes; Pleosporales; Didymosphaeriaceae
Product: nagb/rpia/CoA transferase-like protein
Exons: 3
Coding region: 250-1686 (478 amino acids)
Biological process (GO): translational initiation
Cellular component (GO): eukaryotic translation initiation factor 2B complex
Molecular function (GO): guanyl-nucleotide exchange factor activity; translation initiation factor activity
Source: RefSeq, a predicted model, not a curated record